Messenger RNA from Pieris brassicae (large cabbage white), 994 nucleotides. RefSeq lists its product as uncharacterized. Lineage: Eukaryota; Metazoa; Arthropoda; Insecta; Lepidoptera; Pieridae. The coding region runs from base 103 to 801 and encodes 232 amino acids. Gene Ontology annotation, molecular function: N-acetyltransferase activity. The transcript is spliced from 6 exons. The record is from RefSeq and is a predicted model, not a curated record.
GGGUACCAGUCAAGUAAGAUUGUUGUAGUUAUUGAGAUAAACUGAUUAAUAAAGUGGUUAGCAGUUAGCGGCUGUUAGGCAAUUGAGUCGCAUAUUUUAAAGAUGCCAUUUACUAGAAAUUGGGACAAAUCUUCUCCUCGCGUUUGGGAUAAAUGGGAGGCUAAUGGCCAAGAGUGGGUUGUUCAGGACUUGGACCCAAAUGAUGAUGAAGAGGCACUUGAGAUUUUAGUAGAACAUCUUUGUAAUGAUGAACUACUUUGCUCUUUAAGUAGGCUUACUGAAGACAAAGAAAGCGUAGAAGGUAUUAGAAAAUUUUGUGUCCCUUGCAUCGCACAGAGGAUGACUUUAGGUUGUUACACCUGGGUAGAUGGUAAAAAGACUCUGGUAGCUUUAAACCUGUGCAUCGUUAUGUCUGCUGGAGACACUUUUCCCAAUGUUGAGAUUACAGGUGAGAAGUGGAAAAACGUGUAUUAUGGGAUGGAGUAUGUUGAAACCAAACGAGAUCCACACAAAUACUUAGAAUUGGAUACUCUUUUACAUGCGUUUGGGCUUGUUGUGAAGAGGGAGUACAGAGGUUAUAAACUUGGUGCCAAACUGUUGGCUGCUAGGGAGCCGCUGUGUAAGUUACUUGGAGUAAAAGGUACUACUACGGUAUUUUCAGGCCCAGCAUCACCAAUCUUGGCCGCUAGAUGUGGAUUCGUCAGCAUUUGCGAAGUGUCCUUGAAAGAACUAGCUGACUCAGGACUGGAUUAUCCUCCUGAACCUAAUACGUAUAUAAAACUCAUGGUUAAACACUUUUAAUAAGCCAAUAUUUUGGUACAGAAGGAGCAGUGUUGGCCUAGUAGCUCUCAGCUGGCUCUAACGGACUUUCACAGGUGCACAUUUUACACUCGCUCGUACGGUGAAGGAAAAAAUCGUGUAAAUCGAAUAAAUCAAAAAGUCUUGUCUAUUUAAAAAAAACAAUGAUCACGAAAUAUACACAUUUGAAAUUUGA